AUGAGGAAACAGAGCAGCAUAACAAGCUCCGGAGACCGGAAUGGCCAUUUCUGGCGUUGUGAUCCCUACACGAGCCGCGUGAAUGGCUCCGUUGUUGUCGCCGAUCUGGGACUGGCUUUACUGACGCGUCCUCCAGAAGUGGUACGUGAUAUCCACGGUUAUGUGAGGACAACGGCACCAACCUGUCGUAUGGGGGAGCGAUACUUCUUUGCUGGGGGCACCAUCAAGGAAGUCUCUUCUGAUGAGGAUGCACAGCCGGAAUACGAAGUUCAUCCCAGCCUCUCUCCGAACUGCCAACGACGAAAGAAACGAAAUUAUCGAGUUCUUGGAAGUCCCUUUUGGAUGGCUCCAGAGAUGUUUUCCUUGAAGCCUUACGAUGAAUCGGUGGACAUCUACUCCUUCGGCGUGAUACUCUGCCAAUUAAUUGGUCGGGUCGAUGCUGAUCCGGAUGUUCUUGAACGCAGCUCCUCCACCCUAUCCAUCGACAUGAACAAAUUCCUCAAAACCCAUGUGCCAGAGGACGCUCCGCGUGAACUGGUUGAACUUGCUAUCGCGUGUACUCGUUUGGAAUCAGACUACCGGUCAGUUCAUGUCCCAUUAUUCCAUCUAGCAUUACCUGCGCCUCUCCUUACUGGUCUAUGGUGUCCGAUCAACUAUCCUUGUACUUUACUAAUUGCAUAUGCUAAUCCUUACCUAUCAGCGUCUCUGCACUUUUUGCGCCCUGUGAGUGUCCGUACCACACACGAGGGUUGA
This is a messenger RNA of Dibothriocephalus latus, 753 nucleotides long. NCBI's taxonomy places the organism in Eukaryota, Metazoa, Platyhelminthes, Cestoda, Diphyllobothriidea, Diphyllobothriidae. The record is from the annotation of a GenBank genome assembly.